ACACGAAACGCGUAUCGCUUGUUCAAACACGGACCGCUUGUCUGGUGGUACUUUCGGUCGAAUGUCUGUUGAAUGUCUAACGUCAAACCAACUUCACCGCGGUGAAACAGAGUUAACGCCGCUUCAUAAAAGUAGGAGGCGCCAACAGGAAAUAUAAAAGUAAAGUGAAAGUGAACUUGUCCCAGUCAAAGGUUCCUGCGAAUGUGCUGCUUUUUUAACGGAUGAUGAAGAUGUUUAUGUUUUGCGUCUUCCUCCAGUUCGAAUUAAACAGGAACUGUAGCCUAUAUGCAGGUCUACGUCACCAGGGAUAGAUGUCCAGGCCUGGUCACAAGUACUGUAAUAACACAAGGUGAGGCUGGUGACACAGACUUUGUCUGUCCUCUAGUUUCCCAUCAUGCAUCAGCUGAUGAUAUUUACGAGGGCGACACCUUCCUGCUGCCCUGUGAGUUUCCCACCUUUGAUGUCGACCCGACUCCUUCGGUUCUGUGGAGCCGCUACGACCUCAGACCUUCAACUGUCCAUCGGCAUCAGAAAGAAGGCGACGCAUUUGAGGACCAGAACCAGCUUUACAGCGGCCGGACCUCGAUGAUGACGGACGCUCUGGAAACUGGAGACCUGAGUUUGACCCUGACGCAGCUGAAGGUGUCUGACAGUGGAACCUACACCUGCUCCAUCACUAGUGUAAGAGGAGAACAGCAUGUUACAGACGUACAGCUGCAAGUCAAAGAGCGGUUUCCUUCCUGGGCCACAGCUCUCUUGGUCGUCUUUAUAGUUCUUGUAGCUCUUGUCCUAUGUUUCCAUCAGUAUUUCAAACCAGUUUACCACGUGGAUGUUAAAUCAGGGGUGGAGUCUGUCCAGCUACCCUGCAAAACCGUGCGUUACCUGAACAGAUUCAACAAGGUGGAGUGGCGCCAAUACAACAACAUCGUCCACACGUACGAGGUUGACUCUGAGCCGACUGGACAUCAAUACAUACAAACAGAGAUGAAGACGACUCCAAUGAGAUGGGGAAACUUCAGUCUGACCCUGAAAAACCCAAUUGAAGACAACAGCGGACCCUGGACCUGCAGCAUUUACAGGGACGGAGAAAUGCUGAAGAAAAAAGUGCAUCUCCAGGUCAAUGUGCCUGAAGUGAAAGUGGUUCCAGGACAGGAGUCUGUCCGACUGCUGUUCAGGACCACAGUCCCCUCAGCUGUAGUGAAGUGGUCCAUAAAAACCAGUGGAGUCCAGGUCCACGUGUUUCACAACGGUUCUGACCAACCUGAGGAUCAGUACUGGUUGUACCGUAGACGAACAGAGAUGACACAAAAUGACUUCAGUCUGACCCUGAAACACCCCACAGACUUCGACAGUGAGACCUACAUGUGCACCGUCUACAGCGAGGAUGGAAACAUCCUGAGGAAGAAAGAAGUACGGCUUAAUGUCGAAGUCUGUAAAGUGAAGUUUGCGGAGGGGGAAGAGUCUGUCCUGCUGCCAUUCAGAACCACAGAGAACCUGCCUGACGAUGUUGUGGUGGAGUGGAGACGUGAAGAUCUCAACCACCCCGUUCACAAAUAUCUUGAUGGUUCUGAGCAACUCGAUCAACAGGACCCAGGUUACGAAGGCCGCACAGAGAUGAAGGCCGACCUGCUAACAAGUGGAGACUUCAGUCUGACCCUGAAGGAGCCAAAGGUUCAAGACCAUGGAACAUAUGUCUGUGAGGUCUUUAACACUAACAUACGACGGAGGAAAACUGUGAAACUGCAGGUCAAAGGAGGAAGAGCACGACACAGGUGGACCAGGAGAGACUCAGCUGAUCCUACUCCUCUGCUCAACCUGGUCUGAGCAGAGAAGUAGGUUUGCAUUCAGUGACGACCUUCUUCCUUCUGUUGGAUGUAGAUCUGUGAACUGCUUUUUUUAGCGCCUCAGACACCUAUGUCACUUUGUGGGGUGAUUUUGUGGGUGUGUUUGUUUGCAUUAAUUCUAAAGACCACACCCCACCUAGACCAGCUCCUGUAUUGUGUGUGUUAGAAAAAAUACAAAGAAACCAAACUAAUCUCCGUCUCCUUGCUUCUCCACCGCACCAACUGUAUCACUAAUAUCUUCCUGGCCUUGAAGUGGUGUUCUGGCCGACACCCAGAAUAGUGGCAGUGAGAAUAACAGGCCUGCGCCUAUGCAACCUUACUGCACAACUGUAGGUCAUACAGAAAUACUCACGGACAAGAAAACAAAUAGUGAUCCCGCGUUGCUUAUAUGUAGAACUAGACCAAACGAAUGAAUGAGAAGCUGCUGGUUGCUUCGCACAACGCACAACGUCGAAGUGACCAUGACUGUUUGUCACAUUUACGAUACAAAAGACGAGAAAAAUGUGUGAUCUGACAACACAGUAAACACGGACAGAAGAGGACAGCUGCUGGCACCAAUAUAGUAAAUGAAGACACUUUAUAAAACAACUAGAUUUAUCGUAACAUCAAGUCAAAGUGGUUCCAAGUUAACUUGGAUGCUGCUAUUCCAUGAGACAACCACAUGCAUGUUAGAUACAUUUAAUGCCUAACAAAGAAGAGACAUCAUCUAUGGUUCAGUGGUUCAGUAUGUGGAAUCAUGUUCUACUUUUGUUGAAGUGGUCGCGGGAUCGAAUCCCAUUAAAAUUAGUUUAUUUCACAAAGUGUUUGUGUG
Messenger RNA from Betta splendens (Siamese fighting fish), 2655 nucleotides. RefSeq lists its product as uncharacterized. The record is from RefSeq and is a predicted model, not a curated record. The transcript has 7 exons. The coding region runs from base 286 to 1824 and encodes 512 amino acids. Lineage: Eukaryota; Metazoa; Chordata; Actinopteri; Anabantiformes; Osphronemidae. Gene Ontology annotation, biological process: cellular response to lipopolysaccharide; immune response; negative regulation of T cell proliferation. Gene Ontology annotation, cellular component: external side of plasma membrane.